AUGAGAUCUCAUACUGGAGAGAAACCAUACAAGUGUAAAAGCUGUGACAAGUGGUUUAGUGAUAAAAGAAAUCUACAUAGACAUGAAAGAUCUCACACUGGAGAGAAGCCAUACCAGUGUAAGACAUGUGACAAGAGGUUUACACAAAAAGAAACUCUAAAAGCACAUAUGAGAUCCCACACUGGAGAGAAGCCAUACCAGUGCAAAACUUGUGACAACUGCUUUGCACGAAAGGAUGCUCUAACAAUACAUGAAAGAUUCCACACUGGAGAGAAGCCAUACCAGUGCAAAACUUGUGACAAGUGGUUUGCACAAAAAAGUCAUCUAACAGUACACGAAAGAUCCCACACUGGAGAGAGGCCAUACCAGUGCAAAACUUGUGACAAGUGGUUUGCACAAAAAAGUCAUCUAACAGUACACGAAAGAUCCCACACUGGAGAGAGGCCAUACCAGUGCAAAACUUGUGACAAAGGGUUUGCACAAAAGGGUGAUCUAACAGGUGAUCUACAUAGACAUGAAAGAUCCCACACUGGAGAGAGGCCAUACCAGUGCAAAACUCGUGACAAAGGGUUUGCACAAAAGGGUGAUCUAACAGUACAUGAAAGAUCCCACACUGGAGAGAAGCCAUACCAGUGCAAAAGCUGUGACAAGUGGUUUACUUAUAGAAGAAAUCUACAUAGACAUGAAAGAUCCCACACUGGAGAGAGGCCAUACCAGUGCAAAACUUGUGACAAAGGGUUUGCACGAAAGGGUGAUCUAACAGUACACGAAAGAUCCCACACUGGAGAGAAGCCAUACCAGUGUAAAAGCUGUGACAAGUGGUUUACUCAGAAGAGAACACUUCAAAGGCAUGAAAAAUUGCACUCUGGACAGCAACAGCCAGAUUCCUCAGAUUGCAAUGAAGCAUUUACUUGCUGGAUUUGUCAGGAAAAACUGAGCAGUGAAUCCCAGCUUAUUAACCACUAUGAAGAACACAUGAAGUUCACUUGA
This is a messenger RNA of Pocillopora verrucosa, 990 nucleotides long. The record is from RefSeq and is a predicted model, not a curated record. NCBI's taxonomy places the organism in Eukaryota, Metazoa, Cnidaria, Anthozoa, Scleractinia, Pocilloporidae.